AUGACUCAACACAUUAGGAUCGAUUAUGGGAUGACCGAAGGGAAGGCAACACCAACAAUAAUGUAUGAGGACAAUGCUGCAUGCAUAGCUCAGCUUAAAGACGGAUAUAUCAAAGGAGAUAGGACGAAGCAUAUCUUGCCAAAGUUCUUCUUCACUCAUGAAUUACAGAAAGUCGGAGAGGUCCAAGUGGAACAAGUUCAAUCAUGUGACAAUUUGGCGGAUCUAUUCACCAAGUCGCUUCCAACCUCUACGUUCAAGAAACUUACACAUCAAAUUGAAAUGCGCCGGUUGAAAGAUCUUCAGUGA
Capsella rubella is the source of this 306-nucleotide messenger RNA. RefSeq lists its product as uncharacterized. The record is from RefSeq and is a predicted model, not a curated record. NCBI's taxonomy places the organism in Eukaryota, Viridiplantae, Streptophyta, Magnoliopsida, Brassicales, Brassicaceae. The transcript has a single exon. The coding region runs from base 1 to 306 and encodes 101 amino acids.